This is a messenger RNA of Capronia epimyces CBS 606.96, 1455 nucleotides long. RefSeq lists its product as uncharacterized. Bases 1 to 1455 code for a protein of 484 amino acids. NCBI's taxonomy places the organism in Eukaryota, Fungi, Ascomycota, Eurotiomycetes, Chaetothyriales, Herpotrichiellaceae. Gene Ontology annotation, molecular function: oxidoreductase activity, acting on paired donors, with incorporation or reduction of molecular oxygen; monooxygenase activity. The transcript is spliced from 3 exons. The record is from RefSeq and is a predicted model, not a curated record.
AUGGCGCCCAAGCAGAUCCGCCUGUCCUUCCUGGAACUGGCCAACACUGGUGGUUAUAUGGCCUCGGGACAGUGGAAGCGACCGGAUGACACGUCAACCACCAAGGACCGACUCAAAUACUACUUGGAUCUGGCCCGGCUGGCCGAUCGGGGCAAGAUCUCGGCCAUCUUCUUCGCCGACUGGUUUGCGGGAUUCGAGGUGUACGGAGGAAGCAUGAAUGCGAUCCUCCGACGGGGCCAUCAGGUGGCACACAUGGAUCCUCUGCUCCUGAUCUCGGCCAUGGCGGCGGUGACGGAGAAUGUCGCCUUUGCGGUGACGCAGUCGACCACCUUCUCCAAGCCCUACGCGUUGGCCCGGCAGUUUUCCACCUUGGACCACAUCACCGAUGGGCGGUGUGCGUGGAACGUGGUGACCAGCCACACCGAGUCCAGUGCAAAGGCGAUGGGCAUGGACAGUAUGACCCCGCACGACGAGCGGUAUCUCGUUGCCGAUGAGUUUAUGGACGUGGCAUACAAACUCUGGGAGUCGUCGUGGGCACCCGACUCGAUCCACCUCGACAAGACGACGGGCUUUGCGUUCGACGGCGACAAGAUCCGCAAAAUCGAACACAAGGGCCGAUACUUCCAACUGUCCGGCCGGAGCCAGGUGCACCCGUCGCCGCAGCGCACGCCCGUGCUCUUCCAAGCAGGCACGUCGAAAGCCGGGAUGGCGUUUGCGGCCAAGCAUGCCGAGGGCAUUUUCCUGAACACGGUGAACGUCUCCCAAGCGGCCAAGACGGUGUCCGACAUGCGCGCGGCCGCGGCUGCCAACGGCCGCGAUCCUCAGAGCCUCAAGUUCUUCCCGUGUAUCAUGCCCAUCAUCGGCCGGACCCAGGAGGAGGCCCAGGCCAAGUAUCAGGUCGCCGUGGACAACGCCGACGUGGUGGCCGGGCUAGCGCAAUUCAGCGGAUACACCGGCAUCGAUCUGGAGCCGUAUCCGCUCGACGAGCCUCUCGAUCUGACGGGCCAGUCCACCGCGCACGCGAUUCAAGCCGUGUUGAAGGCGCUGACGGCCAGCGAGCAGGAGAAUGACGCGCCUUGGACGCCGCGCCGGCUGGGCAUGCGUAUGGCGUUGGGUGGACUGCAUCCUUGCCCGGUGGGCACGGCCGAAGAAGUGGCCGAUGUGUUUCAGCAAUGGGUCGAUGAGGCCGACGUGGACGGAUUCAACAUCGGCAGUGUCACGAACCCGGGCAGCUGGGAGGAUGUGGUCGACCUGCUGGUGCCGGUACUGCAGCGGAGGGGUAUGAUGUGGUUGGAUUACGCCGUGCCCGGCGGCACCUUCCGCGAGAAUCUUUUGGGCCAUAAAGAAUUGAGCCCUGAUCAUUAUGGUUCCAGUUUCAAAUGGGGGCGGGAGGUGCCAUGUCUUGCCGGCGACGUCAAGGUCAAUGGGGAGAAGAUGGUCAAUGGUACUCACUAA